GUGGUCACUCCCCAAUCCAGGCCAGGAAGGGGAGGAGUCUGAGCCGUGUCCCACCCCUUUCCCAGUAAACUUCUGCCGCUCCCAGUUUGGCUGCAGGAGUUGGAAGAGCGGAGGGGUCCCUGCGCACAGCCUGAGCCUUCCCCAUGGUGUCGGUGACCAGAUCCGUGUUUGGAGAGCUGCCCUCCGGGGCAGGGACAGUGGAGAAGUUCCGGCUGCAGUCGGACCUGCUGGGAGUGGACAUCCUCUCCUGGGGUUGCACCAUCUCGGCCCUGGAGGUCAAAGACAGGCAGGGCAGAGCCUCGGAUGUAGUGCUGGGCUUUGCCGAGCUGGAAGGGUACCUCCAGAAGCAGCCCUACUUUGGAGCCGUGGUGGGCAGGGUGGCCAACCGGAUCGCCAAAGGAACAUUCACUGUGGACGGGAAGGAGUAUAAGCUGGCCAUCAACAAUGGGCCCAACAGUCUGCAUGGAGGUAUCAGAGGGUUUGAUAAGGUCCUCUGGACCCCUCAGGUGCUGCCGAAUGGCGUCCAGUUCUCCCGGGUCAGUCCAGACGGUGAGGAAGGCUACCCGGGGGAGCUGAAAGUCUGGGUGACAUACACGCUGGAUGGUGGGGAGCUCGUGAUCAACUACCGCGCGCAGGCCAGCCAGACCACGCCCGUGAACCUGACCAACCACUCCUACUUCAACCUGGCCGGCCAGGGUUCCCCAAAUAUUUACGACCACGAAGUCACCAUAGAAGCGGAUGCCUUUUUGCCUGUGGACGAAACCCUGAUUCCUACAGGAGAGGUGGCCCCGGUGCAAGGGACCGCGUUUGACCUGCGGAAGCCGGUGGCGCUCGGGAAACACCUGCAGGACUUCCACGUCGACGGCUUCGACCACAACUUCUGCCUGAAGGGCUCCAAGGAAAAGCACUUCUGUGCCAGGGUCCAUCACGCCGGAAGCGGGCGGGUGCUGGACGUGCACACCACCCAGCCCGGCGUCCAGUUUUACACGGGCAACUUCCUGGACGGCACCCUGAAGGGCAAGAGCGGCGCCGUCUACCCCAGGCACUCCGGCUUCUGCCUGGAGACCCAGCACUGGCCCGACGCCGUCAACCAGCCCCACUUCCCUCCUGUGCUGCUGAGGCCCGGCGAGGAGUACGACCACACCACCUGGUUCAGGUUCUCAGUGGCUUAAGGACGUGUGAAGACCCGACCGCUCGAGGGCCACGCUGGGAGCCCAGCAGCAGCCUGUCUCCUAUUCAGAGAUGAGAUGGCGAUUAGAGGCUUUAAAAGUGAUCCUGCGAAUUAAAAUUACACAACUGGAAGCUGUCAUGA
Messenger RNA from Pipistrellus kuhlii (Kuhl's pipistrelle), 1312 nucleotides. It is a transcript of the gene GALM, whose product is annotated as galactose mutarotase. Gene Ontology annotation, molecular function: carbohydrate binding; aldose 1-epimerase activity. The record is from RefSeq and is a predicted model, not a curated record. Gene Ontology annotation, biological process: glucose metabolic process; beta-D-galactose catabolic process via UDP-galactose, Leloir pathway. Lineage: Eukaryota; Metazoa; Chordata; Mammalia; Chiroptera; Vespertilionidae. The transcript has 7 exons. The coding region runs from base 144 to 1172 and encodes 342 amino acids.